AUGGCCAUGCACGGCUUUUCCAUUAACGUCGACGCAGGGAAAAAGAAGCCAACGAAGGAGGAGUCGAGAAGCAGGACGUCAGCACCAGAAGUGUCAACAGGCAGCGUUCUACUGGCGAACGAGGAAAAACGUAGGAAAUGUAUUUUUUGUAAUAAUAAUCACGAUAAUGCGGCUUGCGAAAAAGCCAAAACGUUUUCGUGUGAGGUUGGUCAUACAGCGCGAAAAUGUAGAGUACGAAUAAAUUGUUCAAAAUGCGGUAAGCAUCAUUCAGUUCUCGUUUGUCAAGGGGAUUCUUAUAGCGCGGAUGUAUCGAAAUCAAGUAAAAGGGGGGAGACGGUAAAUAUAACUAAAGAACAGAACCUUGCUAGUUUUUCUCACUCGCCCGAUGUAUAUAUGCAAACAAUGCGCGUUAUUUUGUAUUCCGACUUUAAAGAAAAAGAAGCUCGAGUGAUCAUUGACAGUGGCUCGCAUAGAUCGUACAUUCGCACAGACGUGGCUGAGUUUUUAGGUUAUAAUCCCAUCUCGAGUAAAGAAGUGACGCAUUCUCUGUUUGGCGGGUUUAACACGGAUAGUCAGAAACAUAACGUUUUUUUGAUUCGAAUGAAAAGUCACGAUAAUCAGUACGCAUCCCGGGAACACGGAAAUUUUGACAAUUCUAUCGAUGUAUUAAUAGGUGCAGAUGUUGCCGGUAAACUCAUGACAGGGAACAAAUUUGAAUUAAGCAAUGGUCUUGUUGCGUUUGAGACUAAAUUAGGAUGGGCUCUCAUGGGGAAAAAUCCUGCGACUGAACGAACAGAUGCAGCCAUUGUUGCCAUGGCAAUGUUUGUAAAAGAUGCAAAGAUUUCCGAUCUGUGGAGUCUCGAUGUUUUGGGUAUUAAGGAUCCAACUGAAAAAGCAAAUCAAUCAAUAAAAGAACAAAGUGUUGAAGAUAACGUUUUGAAAUCAGUUGUUUACAGUGAUAAAAGAUACUCGGUUGAUUUACCGUGGGUGGAUGACCACGCUCCUAUUUCUCAGAAUUUUGAGUUGUUUGAAAAGAGAUUAAAGAAUACGGUAGAAAAGUUAAAGCGAGAUGAAGGUAUUAUUGAACCAGUAAUGGAAAAGUCGAGCCCCGCAUGUCACUACUUGCCUCAUCGUCCAGUUGUCAAGGAGGAAAGCACGACAAAUAUACGGCCAGUAUUUGAUGCUUCGGCAUACUUGUCGGGUUUUCCUUCCUUGAAUCAAUGUUUGGAAAAAGGACCAAACUUAAUAGAGUUGAUACCCGCUUCGUUGCUGAAAUUUCGGGAACACGAAAUUGCUGUUUUGGCUGACAUUCGUAAGGCAUUCUUGCAGAUUGGGGUGAAUGAUAAGGAUCGCGAUUAUUUAAGGUUUCUUUGGGUGAUUGACGAAAAGCUACAAAUUUUUCGACAUAAACGUGUAGUGUUCGGUCUAAAGUAUAGUCCUUUUUUAUUGGGUGCUGUUUUAAAAUUACAUUUUUCAAAUUUAUUACAAGCAGCGAAAGACAGUAAAGGAUUAUGGUCUCGCGAAAUCAUCGAAAAAUUAUCGAAAUCCUUUUACGUCGAUAAUUGCACAACCAGUGUGGAGUCGGAGGAGGAAUUGCAAAGUUUUAUAACGUCAGCGAAAAAAAUGAUGGCGCUCGGAAGUUUUGAUCUUAGAGAAUGGGAACAUACACGUGAUGCUUCGGGUAAGGAAUCGACGUUAGUACUCGGUCUUUUGUUUAAUAAAAUGCGUGAUACGAUUGCAGUCAAUCCGGCUUUAAUAAAAGAUGAUAGUAAUACGGUAGUCACCAAACGCUCUAUUUUGUCAGCCGCGCACAAAGUCUUUGAUCCAAUCGGUUUCACUUCGCCCGACCAUCCUGUAGAUAAAGAUACACAGAAAGCCUUUUUAAUUUGGAAAGAACAAUUGCCGUAUUUAGGAAAAAUUGAGAUAAAGCGAAAGUUUGUCUCAGGUGAAUUUUCUAUUCACACUUUUUGUGAUGCCAGCAAAUCGGCUUAUGCGGCAGUAACUUUUUUACGCGUAAAAAAUGAAGAGACCGUGAAUUUAGUCUUUCUUGGUGCGAAAACACGAGUUGCUCCGGAUGGCAUGUCAAUUCCGCGUUUAGAACUAUUGGCUGGGUCUAUAGGAGCUCGUCAAACCAAAGAGAUCGUGGACGCUCUCGAUUAUUCUCACGUCCCCGUAUAUUUAUGGACAGAUUCGACAACCGUUUUGGCGUGGGUGAAGAGGGAUAUUCAGUGGGCCGUGUUUGUAUUUGAAUAG
This is a messenger RNA of Leptopilina heterotoma, 2253 nucleotides long. RefSeq lists its product as uncharacterized. The coding region runs from base 1 to 2253 and encodes 750 amino acids. Lineage: Eukaryota; Metazoa; Arthropoda; Insecta; Hymenoptera; Figitidae. The record is from RefSeq and is a predicted model, not a curated record. The transcript has 4 exons.